Messenger RNA from Portunus trituberculatus (swimming crab), 4539 nucleotides. RefSeq lists its product as uncharacterized. The record is from RefSeq and is a predicted model, not a curated record. The transcript is spliced from 4 exons. Bases 680 to 2113 code for a protein of 477 amino acids. Lineage: Eukaryota; Metazoa; Arthropoda; Malacostraca; Decapoda; Portunidae.
UGAGCCAGUGCGCCUGAGUGCGGGUUGCUGCCACCGUGUGCCACGGGCGGCGCAGUUGUUGGUAGUGUGUGAUGAGCACAAGCACGGGAGCCUGUUGAAACUAGGAUUGACAAACUUCACCGUGCAGUCAGUGUCAUCCCUCCACGCCUGACACCUCAUGCGACUCUGCCUGGAAUAGGGCAGCCAUAAGGAAGGAUAGUGAUGUUUGAUGGUGGUAUUUGAAGGUAUGUAUUGUGCUAUUUUCAAGUUAAUGAAGUAAACGGUUAUAUAGGGCCAAAAAGCAUCAGUAAUUGCUUUAACCGUUGAGAAGGUGUGUGCAAAGUUUGAUGUCUCAUUUAUAGGGAAAAGUGACUUAUCAAUUUUAACCAAGUAAACAAGGGAGAACAAAAGGCAGGAAAAUGGUGGUAGUGUUAAUAAUGGUGGUGGUGGUGGUGGUUGGCAUCUCCCGCGCGGUGGCAAGGCAAUAGGGGGCAGCAGGUGGAUAUGCCCGCAGUGCCGGGGCGUGGACACAGCUGGUGAUAGCUUCUUGGCGAUCCUUGACCACCCGCACUUGGGCAAAUGUUUUGUUUUGGAGGCAUCACACACUACCAAGAUCAUGUAAUUUCUUUAAGGAGGGGAAUUCUGCAAGUCACCUGAAAUCCAAACAAAAGCUCCUAUCUGCCAUUGUUACGGCUAUAUUAUGAAAAUAAUAUGGAAGAUCAUAAGCUAUGAAGGUGUCCCAGACAUCUCAGCCAUGGCAGAUCUAUAUCAGAGUAGCCUCCUGGAACCCACCGCGCCGCCAGAAUACCUACUACAGAGACGUGCCACAAAGAACUCACCUAAGGUAGUUAGCGGAAAGGAAAGUAAUGACAAGGAAAAGACACCGGCCUCCAGUACUUCUUCCCGCACUGGUCACUCCCUCACCCCACUCUUCAACUAUUUUACAAAACGUCGAAAAAUCAACAAUAACAAUAACAACAAUAAUAAUAAUGAUAACAAAUUCAGUCAUGACCACUCCUCUCAGGCAGCAGUGACGCUUCGAGACAACUCUCAUUCCAGGCAGGUAGUGAGUGGAGGGAAAAGAUUUGCUUUCUUUCGAAGUAAACAAACUUCGGAACCUCCUUCUGUAAGAGACUCUACUGAGGGCACAGCUGCUUCAGAAAGGAAGGAUACAGCAUCGUCUCAAAAGUCCCAGUUUGAUACUAAACAGCCAGAGAGUUUGGAGCCUCAAGCCAAAGAUGAAAUGGAAGUGUUGUGUCACGGACUGAUGGAAAAAACAGAGUCAUUUAGCAAAAAGUGUCUCCUCUCCCAUUCAGGUCAUGAGACAGAUUCGGACUCAGAAUCAGUUGUCUCCGAAAAACGAAGCAAUCAGAUGCAGUUUGACGAGACUGACAAGUGUGCUGGCGUAUCUGUCAUGCAAGAGCAACUGAAUAGCAUUAAUCUCAAGCGAUGUAUGGACGCCACGAUGCCUCAGUCCAUAGGUUCAACAACACUCCCAGCUCACUCUGAAAGUCUCUCUAUCCCACCUGUGAUCGAGGAGAUUGAGGAGGCUAGCGUUGACGAACCGCCAGUCAUCGAAGUCAUCUUACCUCAGCGAGAGCCUGCUGUUAAAUCGUCGUCAGGAAUACAGCCUAUGCAAAGCAUGGACGGCAACAUCAGUGUUCAUAAUAAUGUAAAGAAACGCCGCAAGCUGCGGCACAUCCUGCGACAUUUCCUCAACAUGAACAGCAGCUUUGUAAAAGAGGAUAAACAACGGUUAGUGGAAGACGAGGAAGAAGACGACGAAGAGGAGGAGCAUGAGAUGGUUGAGACCGCCAUUGACGAACAGGAGUGCCAAGGAGACAACACGUGUCCCGUCUCGAAAACACCACUAACUCAAGAUGGCACAGACGCUGUGACUCCCGAGAAGAAGAGGCAGCCCGGAACGAAAGGCCAUUGUCGGGGAUGGGGCCACCGCGUCCGACGCUCUCUGGGCCGCGGGUGUCACUACCUCGGGCUGAGCGUCCUCAACAUCACCAACUACAUAGUGGCUGAGGCUACCUUCAUGGGCUCUGUCAAUACCAGCAGAAACUACGACUGGGAUUACAUCUACAACACCAACGAGUACGGGGUGAAAGACUACAUGUACGACUAGAUGAUGGCGAUGACAACCACAACCUCGCCCCCAUUAAGACAGUGAAUCAUGUGUUGUUUUGUUCACUUAAUGCAGUUGUCGGCUUACAGCAACACCGCAGUUAUAAGUGUUAUUCCUUUGGUUCUGAAUGUGUUCUCAUAUUGCUGAAGGACUGUAAACUGUAUAUCAGAAUUAAUUUGCUUUCCUCGUCUUUUUACUGUCCAUUCGUUACCAUUCUUUUUUUUAUGUAAUACGUACCAUUUGCAUUAUACUUUCUUUCCUUUACUGUUUUGUUCAUCAAUAACCAAACAAAGUACGAGAGUUAGGUGUCAUUCCUCGUCGCUUUUGAGGCUGUUAACUAAUAUACGUACAAAUUUAUUCUCCCCACGUAGCCUGCAGCCUCAUCAUUGCCUUCUCACGAACACUCCGCCCAUCAAGAUUCAUGAACAAAAACAAGAGAACUAUUAAGUCGCAGUUUGACAUGAUUCUAGGGCAAAGCGGCAUCGCAACCUCGUUAUUAUAAACGUAGUAACACGUAAAACGGAUUUGUACAGUAUUGUCAUUCUUCUAUUCAAAUCAAAUGACUGAAGGACGUGUUUGCGGCUCUUUCCGAAGAAAUUUCUUCAUCUUUUUUUUACUGCAUUUUUGUGUCCAUUAUCACACUUUAAGACAUAAUUCGCUUUACCUUCUUGAUCCGGUAUGGUGUUCACCGCCCACGUUCUGACCUCCCUUUCCCCUUCAUGAUUGCCUCAUUGCAUCACACUCGCUUUUCCUUCAUCACUCUUCAUCCUCUCCCUCUCCACACACACACUCCAUUUCUCUACAGUGUGUGUGUGUGUGUGUGUGUGUGUGUGUGUGUGUGUGUGUGUGUGUGUGUGUGUGUGUGAGUGUGUGUGUGUGUUUCCUAUAGACACACUAUUACCAUGCAGAAGCCAUCCUAUACUCACUCGUCUAAGCAUCCUACGUACGUCAACAAAAUCCCGCUGUUCAUAUUAAUCAUAUUACACACACACACACACACACACACACACACACACACACACACACACACACACACACACACACACACACACAUAUAUAUAUAUAUAUAUAUAUAUAUAUAUAUAUAUAUAUAUAUAUAUAUAUAUAUAUAUAUAUAUAUAUAUAAACACAAGCUGAUGCGUUAAUGAGUAUAGUACGUACAUAUCUUGCAUCAGCUUGGGCUUCCCUACCACCCACUCUACACAUUUUUCUAGUUAUACUAUGCAUACAACAAUCAUUCUAUAGAGCUCCACCUUCCUCGUCAGCAAGUCGCUUCAUCGCAGGGACAAGAAACGCCCACAGUCUCAAUACAGCAGCCGCACCUCCACCACCACCACACCACUGCCACACAACACAAACGUCAUCACUCAUCAUUGUCAUCAUAUUGUCACAAGCAUCAUCGUUACUCCUGAUUCACCAUGCACCCACCAUCACCCGCAUCGUAAGGAAGGAAAUAUUCAUCAUAAACAUCAUCUAUCAUGGCAGCGUGCACUUUAGUAACGUUCGUUACCAUUCACAAAGUGUGUAUUAGACCUCACUGCGUUAUAGACUGUCAGUUAAUAGCCAGAACAAACCUGUCAAUGAUUACGUUUAGCUUUUGUCGUGACCAAAGUACAACAUAUCAAAAGAGCCAGCCAUACGAUUUACAAGUCACAUCUCAAUCAGUAAGUUCUUUGAUAUGCUGGGGAUAAAUUCUAACAUACUGGAAACAGCACUCAGGGAUGUACUCUUGAACACUUUGGUGCCUUAUCUCGAAAAAAAAAAAAAAAAAAUCAACAACCUCUAGUCAACGGGAAGUCCCUGAUAGAAGAUCUUAAAAGUGUUUUCAUGAUUAUGAAGAUGAAUUAAAACUGGUUUCUCAUCAUCAGUUGAGGAAAAACAUGCAUGAAAAUCCAAAUAAUUAUUGCUAUGGCUUUUAGCUUUGGCGACAGUCGUGAUGAAAGAAUAAAACAAAAGUGUUUAGAAACGUUGACAUCAGUACUCUGCAUGGCUUAAACCUAACCAUGCCUUCCGCCACGUUCUCACCACCCUACAUCCUCAGUCACCUCAAAUCACUCUGCCUCAUUAUCAUCAUCAUUAUCAUCCACUACCCUUUGCGUACUGCAUACAACAGGUGCAAAAAGUUAUCUCUACAUUGUAAUUUUUUUUUUAAACCUGAUCUAAUUAUUGCUGCAUCACCUCAGUUUAUGCACUUUGUGUUGUUCGGUCAGCAUGCCUAGAUACGUAAGCCGUCUUAUCAAUACUUUGUUCAACUUGUUAGUUGUCAUGAUUUUAUGGUAUAGAGUAAUUAUGCUGUAAUGACUGAUAUAUUUUCCCUUUUCUAUCUUUUACUCUUACUUUUUCAUUCUGUUAGAAUAUUAUGUUAAUUGUGAAGGCGACUGUUAUUGUUAUUUUUUAAGAUUAUGUUUAAAAUUUUGUUCUCCCAA